UUUUCCAGGUUUAUCCAGGAGAUCGAGCUGGCCAUGGAGCUGGGCCCAGCCAAGCAGUGCCCCCUCAGGGAGUUCCUCACCAUGUACAUCAAGAACAUCUUCCUCAACCAGGUCCUGGCCGAGAUCAACAAGGAGAUCGAAGGCGUCACCAAAGCGUCGGAUCCUCUCAAGAUCUUGGCCAACGCCGACACCAUGAAGGUCCUGGGGGUGCAGAGGCCUCUGCUGCAGAGCACGGUGAUCGUGGAGAAGACGGUGCAGGACCUGCUGAACCUGAUGCACGACCUGAGCGCCUACUCGGACCAGUUCCUGCACAUGGUGUGUGUGAAGCUCCAGGAGUACAAGGACACCUGCAACCUGGCCUACAGGACCAUCGUGCAGUCGGAUGAGAAGCUGGUGAUCAGCGCGUCCUGGGCCAAGGACGACGACAUCAGCAGGCUCCUGAAAUCCCUGCCCAACUGGAGCAGCAUGGCCCAGCCCAAGCAGCUCAGGCCCAAGAGGGAGGAGGAGGAAGAUUUCGUAAGGGCCGCUUUCGGCAAAGAAUCCGAAGUUCUCAUCGGCAACCUGGGCGACAAACUGAUCCCUCAGCAGGAGAUCCUGCGCGACGUCAGCGACCUCAAGGCCUUGGCCAACAUGCACGAGAGCCUGGAGUGGCUGGCAGGGCGCGCCAAGGGGGCUUUCUCCAGCCUCUCCUCCUCCCACACCAUGUCUCCAGGCCAGGACAGCCAUUCCAGCAUGGAACAGCUCCCUGCAUCCGAGCAGAUCCUGCAAACCUUGAGUGAGCUGGCCAGGUCCUUCCAGGAGAUGGCCGAUCGCUGCCUGCUGGUGCUGCACCUGGAAGUCAGGGUUCACUGCUUCCACUACCUGAUCCCCCUGGCCAAGCAGGGCAACUACGCCAUCGUGGCCAACGUGGAGAGCAUGGACUACGACCCGCUGGUGGUGAGGCUCAACAAGGACAUCAGCGCCAUCGAGGAGGCCAUGAGCGCCAGCCUGCAGCAGCACAAGUUCCAGUACAUCUUCGAAGGGUUGGGCCACCUCAUCUCCUGCAUCCUCAUCAACGGCGCCCACUACUUCAAGCGCAUCAGCGAGUCGGGCAUCAAGAAGAUGUGUCGGAACAUCUUCAUCCUGCAGCAGAACCUCACCAACAUCACCAUGUCCCGGGAGGCCGACCUGGACUUUGCCAG
This is a messenger RNA of Empidonax traillii (willow flycatcher), 1181 nucleotides long. RefSeq names its product exocyst complex component 4-like. Lineage: Eukaryota; Metazoa; Chordata; Aves; Passeriformes; Tyrannidae. Gene Ontology annotation, cellular component: synapse; exocyst; growth cone membrane. The transcript has 7 exons. The annotation marks the transcript as partial. Gene Ontology annotation, biological process: chemical synaptic transmission; Golgi to plasma membrane transport; exocytosis. The record is from RefSeq and is a predicted model, not a curated record.